Aspergillus clavatus NRRL 1 is the source of this 714-nucleotide messenger RNA. Its product is annotated as translation elongation factor 1 subunit beta. The transcript is spliced from 4 exons. Gene Ontology annotation, biological process: translational elongation. NCBI's taxonomy places the organism in Eukaryota, Fungi, Ascomycota, Eurotiomycetes, Eurotiales, Aspergillaceae. Gene Ontology annotation, cellular component: cytosol; eukaryotic translation elongation factor 1 complex. The coding region runs from base 1 to 714 and encodes 237 amino acids. The record is from RefSeq and is a predicted model, not a curated record. Gene Ontology annotation, molecular function: translation elongation factor activity; guanyl-nucleotide exchange factor activity.
AUGGGUUUCACUGACUUCGUUUCUGAGGCUGGCCUCACCCUUGCCAACAACUACUUGGCUACCCGGAGCUACGUCGUUGGCGACGCUCCUUCUCAGGCCGAUGUUGUGACCUUCAAGGCCUUCUCUGGCGCUCCUGACGCCGAGAAGUACCCUCACGUCGCUCGCUGGUACAAGCACAUUGCCUCGUACGAGUCUGAGUUCUCCAGCCUGCCCGGUGAUGCCUCGCAGGCCUACACCACCUAUGGCCCCGAGUCCACUGAGCUUCCCACCAACCCCAAGGACAAGCCCGCCGCUGAGGAUGAUGACGACAUGGACCUCUUCGGCAGUGACGAGGAUGAGGAGGAGGACCCCGAGGUUGUCGCCCAGCGUGAGGCUCGUCUCGCUGAGUACAGAAAGAAGAAGGAGGGCAAGGUCAAGCCUGCCGCCAAGUCUAUUGUCACCAUGGAGGUCAAGCCUUGGGAUGAUGAGACUGACCUUGAGGCCCUUCUCGCCAACGUCCUUGCCAUUGAGAAGGAAGGUCUCGUCUGGGGUGCCUACAAGUGGGUCCCCGUUGGCUUCGGUAUCAAGAAGCUCCAGAUCAACCUUGUCGUUGAGGACGAGAAGGUCUCUCUGGAUGAGCUCCAAGGCCAGAUCGAGGAGGAUGAGGACCACGUCCAGUCCACCGAUAUCGUAAGUCCACCUGAGACGCCGUGUGCUCAUGUACCGUUGUGCUAA